CUUCUGAUCUUGACAGAGUAAAGCUAAACGUGCUCCUUUAAAAAUGACGAACAGAAAUCCAAAUUUGCUGGAAAGAUCCUAUGAUAUCGGUCCAUGUGACUCAACACAAACUAGUUCAAUUGCAGAUCAGAUAAAAGCAGUGAAGGACAGUGAAGUCUUUAUUGUAGACUUUAGGAAUUGCAGUGUUCUCCAGUGCAUAACAUGCAACACAGUGCUUGGAGACUCUCUCGCUAUCUGUGGGGAAGCCCAGAACCUCCAGUUUAUUAUUUGUUUGAAAGUUACUGAGGAUGUGAUCGUGAAUAAAAAGCUGAAGAUGAGCUUGGAUGGUCAGCUGGCUUCAUCCACUUACCAAGGCCUUCACUGUGCGGGUUGCCAUGGUUGUGUUGGCCUGGUUCUUCACUCCACCCCAGAGCACCUGUCUGCUUUACGAAAUCUCUUCCUUUUACGAAAAGAGCUAAUAAAUUGCUACAUGCUAAGAAGUGGCACAUGUAUUAAAGCCUCAAAAAUCAGCUUCAAACACAGAAUUAUGGACAAAAACAUUAAAGAGUUAAAACAGGAUUUGGAUGCUCAGCUGAAGCAGGUGACGAUUUUGGAGGCAAUGAUGGAAAAAUUGUGCACACACAAUGUAAAUUAA
Messenger RNA from Xyrauchen texanus (razorback sucker), 634 nucleotides. Its product is annotated as protein Mis18-beta-like. NCBI's taxonomy places the organism in Eukaryota, Metazoa, Chordata, Actinopteri, Cypriniformes, Catostomidae. Gene Ontology annotation, cellular component: chromosome, centromeric region; chromatin; nucleus. The transcript is spliced from 5 exons. Gene Ontology annotation, biological process: chromosome segregation; CENP-A containing chromatin assembly. The record is from RefSeq and is a predicted model, not a curated record. The coding region runs from base 44 to 634 and encodes 196 amino acids.